Molecule: messenger RNA, 1449 nt
Organism: Trichoderma virens Gv29-8
Lineage: Eukaryota; Fungi; Ascomycota; Sordariomycetes; Hypocreales; Hypocreaceae
Exons: 9
Coding region: 1-1449 (482 amino acids)
Cellular component (GO): nucleus
Molecular function (GO): RNA binding
Source: RefSeq, a predicted model, not a curated record
AUGGAGGACUCCGAGCGACGACCCAAGCGCUCCCGCUUCGACCAAACGGAGCCCGAGCCCAGGCGAGCAUCGAGAUUUGACCGGCGCUCUCGAUCUCCACCCACGCGCCGCCACGAGGGGAGAGAUCGCAGUCCCCUUUCCAAGGAGGAGAGUUCCGAGACAAAAAAGCCCCCGGUGGACGCCGCCGCGGCUGCUGCCGCUGCUGCUGCCAAGAUCAACGCCCAGCUGCAAGCACGAAAGGCUCCUCAGCAUGUUGACGUUCCCCCGAUCAAGUCUGCAGGCGGACAGUCUGCCGAAUCAGGCGACCAUGAAAUGAAGGCCGAGAUGUAUGUUGCUGAUGGCGACUACAUCCAAGACAUCGAGGUCAACGACUUGCGAAAUCGAUACCUGUUGACCAAGGGCUCUACUCAGGAAAUGAUCCGAAAUGAAACUGGCGCCGAUGUUACGACCCGUGGCAGCUACUACCCUAACAAGAGCAUGGCGACCGCAGCGAACCCUCCUUUAUAUCUCCACAUCACUAGUACAUCCAAGGCUGGGCUUGAAGCUGCCGUGGAAAAAAUCAACGAUCUAAUCAAGCAGGAGCUCCCUCAACUGGUCGACGAGCGGCGAUUUCGACGUCGAGACCAGGAGCAGCAGCCGCAAGUUGAACGAGAUGAAUAUGGACGACGCAAAUGGCCCGAGGAGAAGAUUCCCAUCACCCUUGAGCCCGUUCAUGGCUUCAAUCUCCGUGCUCAGGUAGUCGGCCACGGUGGUGCCUAUGUGAAGCAUAUCCAGCAAGAAACUGGGUGCCGUGUUCAGAUCAAAGGCCGAGGCUCAGGCUACCUUGAGGCCUCCACUAACCAUGAAAGCGAUGAAGCCAUGUUCCUCCACGUCACCGGACCCGAUCCAAAUAUGGUCACCAAGGCCAAGGAGCUCUGCGAGGACUUGAUUGCAAACGUCAAGGAACAGUACGAGGAAUUCAAGGCCCGGCCGCCUCGCUACAAUAAUGACCGUGGUGGAUAUGGCGAUCAUCACCACCGGGGAUCCCACGACAGGUCGCAUGGUGGCUCUCACAACAACUCAUAUUCUUCGUACAACAGAUACAACUCGGAUAGUGGUGCAACCAACAGCCCUGCCCCUGCAGCCAAUGCCACUCCAAAUGCCGCCGACUAUGCCGCUCAAUAUGCUCAAUAUUACAACGGAGCUGAUCCCUACGCUGCCUGGGGAGGAUAUGCUAACUAUGUCGCCUUGUAUCAACAGUAUUAUGGAGGUCAGACUCAAGCACCAGGUCAGAGCUCACAUGCUGCAGCCCCAGGUCAAUCCGGUUCUCCGCCGCCGCCUCCUCCCCCUGCCGAAGCGGCUCCUCCCCCUCCCCCUCCCCCAAGCUCUGCACCACCCCCUCCACCACCAUCUGGGCCGCCUCCUCCUGGCGGAAGCUUCAGCGCUGUUCCACCUCCUCCUGGGCUUUAG